Messenger RNA from Hemibagrus wyckioides, 6549 nucleotides. RefSeq names its product N-acetyltransferase 8-like (gene aspnat). Bases 192 to 1034 code for a protein of 280 amino acids. Gene Ontology annotation, cellular component: mitochondrial membrane. The transcript is spliced from 3 exons. Gene Ontology annotation, molecular function: L-aspartate N-acetyltransferase activity. NCBI's taxonomy places the organism in Eukaryota, Metazoa, Chordata, Actinopteri, Siluriformes, Bagridae. The record is from RefSeq and is a predicted model, not a curated record.
AUCUCGCUAUAAAGACCGCGUGAGCUUCGCCGGCAUCUCUUUGGUCGUGAGAGAGCUCAGGGUUCCGCUGUGUCACAUUUGUCUUAUUUUUCCCCCCCCACAUCUUCCCCCUCAACAAAAAAGCGCACUCAUCAUCCAUUAUUAUUUCUUUUUUUUUUCCCCCAAAUUUCAGUUUAUCCGAGGCCACUUGCAUGCAUUGUUCGUCUCCGAAAAUGGUUUGCGAGACUAAAAUAGUUGCGGACGACCCCGACGCCAUAGCUGGGAACAAAAAAGAUUCUCUGAUCGUUUCCUCCUCGCAGAUGUGGACGUCGACGUCCGACUCGUUUGAGCGGAAAGACGUGAAGCAGCGGGAGCAGGUUUUAAUCCGCGACUUUGAGCGCGGCGAUAACGCGGAGGUGCGCCGCAUCUUCACUGAAGGCAUCAUGGAGAGGAUACCCAACACGGCCUUCCGCGGUCUCAAACAGCAGACACACACUCAGUUCAUUUACGCUGUGCUCACAGUAAUGUGCUUUGUUAUGACCAAGUCCUUCAUGCUGACAUGCUGCACACCUUUCAUUCUAAUGGGAGCACGCUAUUACUAUAGCAGAAGAGUCAUCCUCAACUACUUGGACUGCGCACUCCACACAGAUAUGGCUGAUAUAGAGGCCUACUACAUGAAGCCCACAGGUUCUUGCUUCUGGGUAGCAGUGCUGGACGGUCAGGUGGUGGGCAUCGUCGCGGCACAGGGACGAGAAGACGACAACACGGUAGAACUGCGGCGCAUGUCUGUGGACUCUCGGUUCCGUGGGAAGGGCAUCGCCAAGGCGCUGGGACGACGGGUGCUAGAGUUUGCUAUGCUUAACAACUACUCGGCCGUGGUUCUGGGGACGACAGCAGUCAAGAUGGCCGCCCACAAGCUCUACGAAUCAUUGGGUUUUCAAAAGGUGGGCGAGACUGAGAACUACACUCUGCCUGGAAUGAGCCGCUCGCUGAUGGAAAGGCUCUUCUUCCAGAUCCGCUACAGCCGCUACCGGCUACAGCUCCACGAGGAGUGAGAGAGUGAGAGAAUGAACGAAAGCGUGAGCGAACGAGUGGACGUAAGAAAGCGCGGGAGAGUAUGAACACCGACCACAAACCUUAAAUCACCUAAACCCAAUCCACCUCUUAAACCUUAUUAUUAUUAUUUUUUUUUCUAAAUCACAAAUGUUAUUUUUACCACUUUUUCUAUUAAUACCUUAACCUUAAUGUUUUUUCUUUUAACAUUUUACGGUAACCAUUUUUUUAAUCAUUACCGAUGGAACCGCCCACUUCGUGUGUAUAUAUAUAUAUAUAUAUAUAUAUAUAUAUAUAUAUAUAUAUAUAUAUAUAUAUAUAUAUAUAAUACAUAAUACAAAAAGUAACGAUAAAACCCUCAAUGUUAACGAGUAAAACGCCACACAACACAGGUAAUAGGUCGGUCUGUCAGACUCUCUUUUAAAUCUGUCGUAAGGGCUGAUCUGAUAGCUAGCACUGACUUUUCUCAAAGAUUGCAGAAUGAAUAGAGGCGUGUACAGAGGAAAGGAGAGUUAAGAUUCCCUUUCUGACGUCACGCAUCUGUUAAAUGUACACAAAUGCAGGUCUUGUACUACAUAAAAUGGAAAGGCUGGCGACUCUAGCAGUCAAACAAACAAUACAGUUGACUAAAGCACAGCAAGUUUUUCUAUGUCUUAAGAACAAGAAGAGGAAUAAACAGUGAAGUUAGCACCAAGUGAAGUAACUCCUAGUUAACCCUGCACAGUUUAACCUGGAGUUCACUCAAAAGUGGUGAUUUUACUGUAAGGGAGGAGUCCUACUAUAAAUAUACAAUAGUAACUGAUAUUUUGCCUCUAACUCUUCCUGUUUUUUUUUUUUUUUUUCUUUUCUUUUUAAUUACAGGUCAGUCUCUCAAUCUUUCCUUUUUGUGUUGCUGGAACAGAUCAGAUAUUGCACAGAUUGUAUUGCUCUAUAAGAUCUAUAUUGUGUUAUGUCUAAAUAUGACAUGUCUUAAUAUGAUAAAAAACAAAACAAAAAAAACCUACUUAUUUAAACUGGACCGAUUUGGACCUAGAUUAACAAGAUAUUAAUUUGCAGUCAGUGAAAUUUGAUUUGACCUUAACAUUAAAUUAAAAAAAAAAAAAAACACUAAUUCAUUACAAAUUGAUCAUUUUCCAUUGAAACAUGACCAAGUUUAUUAUACAGUGCAAAUUAAUACGAUCGCAGUAUUAUUAAACAUAAUAUGCGUCUAUUAUCUGUGCAUUGGAUGAAGCUUGGUUGGUCGAGACAUAAAUCUGAGCACAAAUUUGAAUUCGACAAGAUGACUGCGUAAAUAUUCGAUAUAUAUAUAAGCCUUUAUAUUUUACAUAUAUUUGGAAUAUGUAAAUGUGAAACAUUUUGAAUACAUAUCUAUGACAGAUAUAACUGAAAAUCUCUCACCAUAUCCAUUCUCCUAUGAAAGUACCAGCAAUGGGAGAGAUACAAGCCACAACGAGCCUCAUUUGUGAAAUAUUCUUGUAUAAAGAUAAUUAAAAAAAAACAAUACCUAAAUGUGAUUAAAACUAAGUAACGUAGCGCAGAAAAAACAAAACAAAAAACAAACCCUUGACCCUCGCCAAUUUUCCUUGACUUGACUUUUACCCAUCCAUGAAACUGACUGCAGCCCUGGGCCAGACCCUCCCCACACCCUAAACCCAACUUCACUCAGCCCCCACCCCAUCUCUGCAUGCGCCACUGAGCCUUGUUGCGCUGCUUCUAUCUCCAUUCGAGCUUGUACGACUCCUUAAAAAAACCCCUGUGAUGUUAUAGUAGCAGCGUGAACCGUCCGGUCGAGUUACUCGAAGAUGCCGGGUUGAUAAAGGAAAAUGUCGUACUUUACUGACUCGCUGCUUCGAUGACAUCACAGCUGCCAAAAGUAGAAUGCAAAAGCAAUGCAAAUUAUGUGGCAUGCCUCUGUACCUGGUUCGUACGUACGGUGCCUGCCCUGGAAAUGAUGUAACUCUGUUUAAAAAAAAAAAAAAAAAAAAAAAAAUAUAUGUAGAACAAGCUUCAUUUUUUUAGCUGAACAUAUAACAAUGUGUGUCUUUGUUAAAAGAAACUACUGUUUUGCAUGAAACAUGAUUGAAUGAAAAAUGUUUAAGAAAACAUGAUCUAUCAAAUUGAUCGUCUUAACAGUGGAGUUCUAUUUUUCUUUUUAUUAUUAUUAUUAUUAUUAUUAUUAUUAUUAUUAUUAUUAUUAUUAUUUGGGUUAAUUUUAUUUGUGUAAACAUUUGAAAUUCUGCUUUGACCUUUUACUACUGGGGUGAUGAAUAUCCGGUUUACUGUAAGAAGCCCAAAAAAAACCCACCCAGCUAAAUGCAGCAUUACAUAUUGUAUUUAAAAAAAAAAAAAAAAAAAAGAGCUUCUCACUGUAAAUUUAGGACAACUCACUUGAUGAAAUGUAGAAAUCUCCCAUCGAUGUGAACGGGAUCCCGGAGCAAUCUGACUCAUUAAAACAGGGCAGUAUACAUACCAAACGUUGAGUGUUUAGCACCAUGUUUUAACCUAGAAAAAAAAGGGGGGGGGGAUUAGAGUAAUGUGGGAUAGACAAAUGGAACGGUUGCUGAAAGCUGUAGAGAAUCCACAUAAAGGAGCUACAUGUGAAAUGAACUUGAGUAAUGAAAACAUCUGCAGGUGCUGAUACAAAGCUAGUAUUCGAUUAGUGUCACAAAAUCUGGCCUUAAUGCAAGUCUGGUGAUUGAACUGCUGGAAAAAGCAGUUAGAAAUAGACCGUUAAUCUCACUCCAACUUGGUUCAACAGUAAUAAUAACCAUGAUAUUUAAAACUUGCAUGUAGCUCCUUUACUAGAUCUUACCAGUAUGUCAUUAUCUCUAUAUAAAAUUCGAACCCAUACUCACCUACACAGACAAUGUAGAUGUUGACCCAAGUGCAUAUUUUGCAGCACACAUGUCACUUUGUCUGAGUUAACAGUGUUUCUUUUAUUUUUUCAAUGUUCAGUAUGUAUCUAAAGGAGAUGUGAAUGUAAAAGGCAAGCUUGUAUAAACUUCUGGACAGAUCCAGGCUAAAUAACACUAAAAUACUGCUUUCCCGAUGGUCUAACUCGUCAGCCGUACGAUGGCACACGUUUAAAAAAAAAAAAAGUCAUAUAGUCCGCUUCAUGUGUAACAUGGUGAGAAAGUCCUUAAAUGUCUUACUGAGCUUUGUACAAGCAAGGAAAGUCUUGCACAUGCAAAAAGGUGAAACUCGAUGUGUAUCGGAUGAGAAUGUACGCGUGCUGCUAAGAUUCCAGGAUUAUGACACAAUGACAGCUGUAAUAGUUAAAGGUUGAGAGGAUAAGAGGAUGGAUGGAUGAAAGUUGAAAGAGUGCUUGGGGAAAUUCCUAGAGGUUGUAAUAAGGAUCACAGACGUUCAUUAUAAAUUGCUCAAAAAGGAAUUCCUAUUAAUUGACUCAACGAAACUUUUUUUUUUUUUUUUUUUACGAGCAACCCCCUCCUCCCCUUUUCUCAGCAUUCAAGUGUGUCUUUUGUACAUAAAUAUCCAGUGUCUCGAAUUGACUGAUUAAUGCAAAGCAUUCAGAAGACCUGUGACCUGCAUGAGAAGAUGGCUGCUACAGGAAUGUUCCACUUUUUUUUAGAGGACGGGGGGGGGGGGGGAUUUACAGUGGAAGAAAGCUUUGAGUGUGCUCUGCUUCCACACUUUGGCUCCCUGGAGGGACUUUUUUGGUACAAGCUAAGGCUGGAUCCCCUUCCUACCUCCCCCUAUUUACUCUUCUGGUUAAAAGCACUCUCUUGAUUGUGGCUGGAGGUGCCAAGAAUGCAGAAGCACUUGUAACAAAAUUGUAUUUUUAUUUUUCUGAAUUUUUGAGAUUCUAUUUACCGCUUCUUUUUUUUCCCUUCUUCUUCUUCUUUUUUUUUUUUUGCGAAUAGCAAGUAUGUACCAUAUGCAAAUGUAAGAUAAAUCAAAAAAAAAUGUAUUCAUGACAAACAUUUUUUCAUAAGGCUGAAUUUUGCCAAAGGUGGUUUUUUGCUUUUUAUUUUGGUUUUUCUGUGUUCUUAACACUUGGAAAUCUUUUGGAGAUCAAGCCCUUGUGCCAUCUAACCGAGCAAUAAAAUGCACAUUGUGAGAAAGUAAAGAGUUAAGGAAUUCAAAAGUCAAAAUGCUGCAUUCAUUUUCUAAGCCCAAAUGCUGUAUCGAUGGUGAGCAUUACCACUGGCAGAUCGAAAGAUUAUGGGGCAUGACUCUAAACUGACUUAUAAUUUGUUUGUUUUUUUUCUCUUUCCUUCUAUUGUGAUUUUUCUUUUUUCCUUUUUUCCUAAAUGUGAAGAUGAAUGAUGAUAAACUAGUGCAUAUGAUGUGUUGUACAGUCUGGCAGCCCCAAAUGGAAAGAUGUGACCACUCAAGCCCACUGUACAGAGUGAUGCUACACUAUAUCCUCUGAAAGCUGUUCCAGGUUCUGAUCUCUGUUUGGUCAGCACCAAAAUCCACAACAAAUUCUCUUUCAGCACUGAAAACUACAGAGAAACGAACUUUCCGCAAACUUCAAUGUUGAACCAGUAGCAAGAUGUUAACCAAACGAUGCACAUCGGAGAAGAAUGAAGAAUUUUCUUAAGAACAAGGAACUUGUGUUUUGUUUUGUUUUGUUUGUUUUUUUUGGAUUCUUUAAGUGUUUUUGUUAAGUGUAAAGUUGUAAAGUGUAAUUUACUGUAAAUAGGGAUAUUUUGUGAUCCUUUUAUAACAGAAAUUAUAUCUUUGGAUGUUUACAACAAUGGAAAAAAAACAAAAAAAAAAAAACAAAAAACAUUGACCUGCAAACUGAGACACAAUUGUAUUCCACAACAAACAGCACACAGUGACGUGAGAACAGCUUUCAGAGUGAUGGACAUCUCCUCAGUACCCAACAUAUUCGGGCCUUUAAUGUUUGCUGUAGCAAACAAAAGAGAAAUUCUAGUAUUUGUAUGAGAUCACUCUUGAAGGGAAAUUUCUAUUUCCUGCGGUUGUACCUGUACUAGUUGGCAGGGAAUGCUAGAAAAUCCUCUUUAUACAUCAGCAAUGGUAACCUGUGGAUUUCUUUCAUUUUGGUCCAGUUCCUGGCUGACUGUCACUAUGGAAACAAGCCCACUUAAAGCACAGCAGAUAAAAUUAUAUGCAACCACUCAAGGGAGCAGGUUACCUGGAACAUGGGGUCGGGGGUUGUGUACUUGGCAAGUGUGUUAAAUAUGCCAACAAGCAGGCCAAGUAAGGGGUAAAAAGGGGGGGAAGGGUAGAAUAGAUGGCUUUAGGGUAUGACCGAUAAUGGCCUUGCUAAAAAAGAAGUGUCUGUGUGGCUGCAGUGAUCACUUGGAUCCUUCAGGGUCUGUCAUUGAAAAGAUGCCUCAGUUCCUUUAGAUGUUCUUUGUUUCUGAUGUGUUCUUCUUUUUUUUCCUUUUUUUUUUCAACUGCUGUAUCUGAUUUUCUUUUGCUUAAGAAAUAGGAGGAUUGUAAAGAUGUAAAGAAAGGAGAUCCUGCAUUACAAAAGAAAUGGCUGUACAUAUUGUAUUAAUUAAAACAAUCAAGCUUGUA